AUGAUGGCAAUGUGUUCCAAAAAGGCCUAUCUGAAAAGAAGGACCUUUGACAAUUAAUAUGAUGUCGAUACCAAUAUCUUCCAAGUUAAGUUUGAUUGCUUGAAAGAAAACGUUGUUAAAAUACAUCAAGGAGAUCCUAUUUUGUGCUAACAAUGUGAAACUGUUCUAAAUAUAUACUCAAAAAUUGAAGAUGAUGUUUAAAAUCAAUAAUUUGGAAAGCAUCUUUGGAUUUGUGAGUUUUGUAAUCAUAAGAAUUACAUCUAAAUUGAAAAGGAAGAAAUACCUAAAAGUGAAGAUACUGUUUAUCUGAUUUAAUCAUCUUAGGAAUAAUAAAUGCAAAUAGAAGAUGCUGAUAACUCUAUAGUAUUUUGUAUUGAUACCAGUGGUUCAAUGUCCAGCACUGUUGAAAUAAAGGGAAAGGUCAAUUUUAAACAUGGAAUAUCUGCUGAAGAGUAUGAAAUGCUUAAAUAAUUCAUUGAACCUGGAGACGAACAUUAGAUAUGGCCAUAAUUUAAUACCAAACAUGUUACUCAUGUUUCCAGGAAAUAAUGUGUUAUGGCAGCUAUUGAAUAACAAAUAGGAGAAUUAAAGAAGAAGAACCCCAAUAAAAUAGUUGGAUUAGUCACAUUCAAUAAUGAAGUUGUUGUAUAUGGGGAUGGUUCUGAAGUCCCAAUUACAAUUGCUGGAGAUAGACUCUUUAAAUAAGAUGAAAUAGAGGCUCUCUUAGAUGGAACUGCAAAAUAACUCAUGAAAUCUCCAGUUAAAGCUCAAGCCGAUAGUCUCUUGAAGAAAUUUGAGCAACUCUAAGAAAAAGGAUAGACUGCCUUAGGACCUGCUUUGAUUUCAGCUUUGCAAUUAGCGAAAAUAGGUAAACCUGGAUCCAUGAUUAUUAUCUGCACAGAUGGAUUAGCCAAUUUUGGGAUUGGGAUCUUUGGAAAAUGAGGCAAAUAAGCAAUUUUAUGAAAAUUUGGGUGACUUUGCU
Molecule: messenger RNA, 982 nt
Organism: Paramecium tetraurelia
Lineage: Eukaryota; Ciliophora; Oligohymenophorea; Peniculida; Parameciidae
Exons: 2
Biological process (GO): intracellular protein transport; COPII-coated vesicle cargo loading; endoplasmic reticulum to Golgi vesicle-mediated transport
Cellular component (GO): endoplasmic reticulum exit site; COPII vesicle coat
Molecular function (GO): SNARE binding; zinc ion binding
Source: RefSeq, a predicted model, not a curated record